ACAGCUGGAGGGGGCGCCGCGCCGAGAUCACCGGCCCGAGGGGAUGCGGAUGGAUGGUCGUGGAGGCGCCGGUGUUUCUGCGAAGCCCCCUGCCCGCCUCCCCCCCCGGUGAGAUAAACUACCUACUACUAGUGAAGUGAGCAAACUGACUGAGGAACACAAGACUGGACGCCGUUCAUAAAUAAAUAAGCGAAUUAGACGCAACUCCAACUGGAUGUUACCAUGAUAAGACACUAUUUGGCUUGGUUGGGCUUGUGGUGGACUUCCACUUGCGUUCUCCCGGCGCCGGGGGACUCUUCCUCCUCCUCCUCCUCCUCAUUCUCCUUCACCGGCGGUCUCGGCGACCCCGCUCGCUCCGCUUUCGCGACGCGGAGGCUGCGGACUCAGGAGAGGCGGGAGAUGCAGAAGGAGAUCCUCUCCAUCCUGGGGCUGCCGCACCGGCCCAGACCCCGGGUGACCCGCUCCCGGCUCAACUCGGCCCCGCUCUUCAUGAUGGACCUGUACAGGAGCCUCUCGAGCGGCGGCGGCGGCGGCGGGGAGUCGGCGCGCGACGACGAGUCUUCGGCACCUGCUGCUGCUGCUGCUGUCGCAGCAGGGAGCCCCGCCGCGCGCACGUCCCCCGCGCCCGCGCUCGGCUCCCCUCAGGACAGCGCCUUCCUCAGCGACGCCGACAUGGUGAUGAGCUUCCUUAACCUGGCGGAAAGUGACCUGGACACCCUACCCCAUCGGAGUCAUUACAGAGAGCUCAGGUUCAACCUAUCCCAGAUCCCAGAGGAUGAGACCAUCAUUAACUCAGAACUUCGCCUCUACAAGGAGACAGCAAGCAAAGUCUUCAAGAACAACUCCUUAAUCAUCAGGGUUUACCAGGUGGUCCAGAAACGCUGGGGGAGUGAUGCUGACCUCUUCCUUCUGGAGUCCCGGAAGCUGUGGGCUGUAGACCAGGGUUGGCUGGAGUUUGAUAUCACUGCAGUAAGCAACCUGUGGGUGAUGAACCCUAAGCAGAACCUGGGUCUACAAAUCAGUGUGGAGACUAGCAAUGGAACUGCUGUCAAUCCACAGGAAGCUGGGCUUGUAGGCCGUAACAGUAGUUUGGAGAAGCAGCCAUUCAUGGUGGCUUUUUUCAAAGUGAGAGAGACACAUGUGCGUAUGGCUCGAUCAACCAGCAAACACCGGCAGCAGAGUCGGAAUCGCUCCACACAGCCUCAGGAUGGCUCCAGAGGCGCUAUGGCAGACUACAAUAGCAGUGACCAGAAGACUGCCUGCCGCAAGCAUGAGCUGUACGUGAGCUUCCGGGAGCUCGGGUGGCAGAACUGGAUCAUUGCACCAGAGCGCUAUGCUGCAAACUACUGUGAUGGAGAGUGCACAUUUCCUCUAAAUGCCCAUAUGAAUGCCACCAACCACGCCAUUGUCCAGACGCUGGUCCACCUCAUGAACCCUGAGAAUGUCCCCAAGCCCUGCUGUGCCCCCACCAAGCUGCAGGCCAUCUCGGUGCUCUACUUUGACGACAACUCCAACGUGAUCCUGAAGAAGUAUAAAAACAUGGUGGUGCGAGCAUGUGGCUGCCACUGAGGGCUAAGGUGUUUCUGCACACGCUCAGUGCCUCUGUCACUGAGGCAGUUGCAAAAAGGGCCCACCAGUUGGUCACUGAUGCAGGACCUUAGCAGAGCACAGCCACUUUGGCCUCUAGUUUCUUUAGAACCCAGGAACUGCUCACAGUAUAAGGUUUUUGAAAAACCAGAUAAUGAAUCAGACCAAACUAGAACUGUAGCACUCUAGAGAGGAUCUGAGGUUACCAUGGAACUCAUUGUUUGGUUGUGGGUCAGAUGGUAUCGGCUGCGGCAGAAAAUGAAUCACCUUUAAAAGGGGUAUGGCCAGACAGAUAUAUAUUAUUUUUUUUUUAUAUAUAUACAGAUGUGUGAACACUGGCAUUCAAGGCUUGACCUUUAUAAUCCAAGAUUCUAAAAUUCAGUUAGAAUUUAUCUAACUGAUUGGGGGAAGUAACUGUACAGUAGCUUUUCUUCAUGGAAAUACUGGUAAGUACAUAUUGAAAUUAAGGAAUCUAAUGUAUACAUUCACA
Scleropages formosus (Asian bonytongue) is the source of this 2077-nucleotide messenger RNA. RefSeq names its product bone morphogenetic protein 6-like. Lineage: Eukaryota; Metazoa; Chordata; Actinopteri; Osteoglossiformes; Osteoglossidae. Gene Ontology annotation, biological process: BMP signaling pathway. Gene Ontology annotation, molecular function: cytokine activity; growth factor activity. Bases 223 to 1569 code for a protein of 448 amino acids. The record is from RefSeq and is a predicted model, not a curated record. The transcript has 7 exons. Gene Ontology annotation, cellular component: extracellular region.